AUGUAUAAUAAUUAGGUUUUAGAUGAGUUAGAAGAGUUUAUCAAAUAACAGAAGCUGAAUGAUAAUUUUAGAAUAGAGGCUAAAAUUGGCACAAUCAUAGCCAAAACUGAUGAAGCACUGAUAGAUUUAAAACACUUUUAAGACUAAUUUAUAAAUGUGGAAAGUAAAAUAGAAAAAAAAAAUUAUCGAUUUGAAUCUGCUAUAUCAAAAUUAGACUAUGAAAAGGCAUGCUAAACAUUAAAAAGUGAAAAAAGAUGGGAAUUCAAUCUUGAUAUUAUCUUUGCGUUGAAUUAUGCAACUCAAUUAUCUUUCAGAAUGGGAUUUGAUGAAAAAGGAAAAAUCUUUUGUUAUGAAAGAAAAAAAGAGCUAAAAUCAAAGCAUUUGGAUAUAUUGGACUAUAAAAGAUAAUAUAGAAUAACAUUAGCAUAAUAUGAUAUUAUAGACUAUAAUUAAACAGAAAUUUGUUUAGAAAAAAUCAGAGAAUAUAUAAAAGAAAAUACAUUAUAAGUCACUUGUGUAAGAUACAAAUAAACAAUGAUUUAUUAAUUGGAUGAUUAUUGCGAAAGCUAUGUCUUCCAAGUUUAAUAAGUUGAAAAAAAUAAAUAGGCAUUUUUGGUAGAGAUUGCAAAGGAAAUCACUAAUAAGAAUAAUACUUUUAAAAAGAAUUUAGAUAAUGCUUUGGAAUUGUUGGAAUAACACAAGAAUUAUUAUAAACCAUUUUACGAAGCAGAAAUAUCUAUCAAAUAAUAAAAGACUGCAUAAUCAAUAUAAAGCCUUGUUGAGAAAUACAUUAAAAAAAUAUAAUAGUUUCAUGAUGAUGUACGAGCUUAAUAUCCUGAACCAAGCUUUGUUGGCGUAAGAUUUGUUCAAACACAGAAAUAGAAUGUUUAAUAAGCUUAAAAAUAGCAAUAUUAUGGGUAGUAAAAAGGCACUUAACUAAAAACAAGGGGAUAAAAUCCAUACCAAUAAUAGGAUAGAAAUCAAUAAGAUCAAUAAUUUCUUGAUUUUAGUAAUUCUAAUGAAGAUGAAAAUACCAGACAAGUUUAGGGUUGGUAAUAAAAAAAACCAUAAUAUGGUAAUCAAUUUGAUAAUAAUCAAAAACAAAAGUAUAAUUAAAGAGGGAGAGGAAGAGGUCGUGGUAAUUUGCAUGGAUAUGGUAAAGAAAGAGAAGAAUAGUCAAAUAGUGACGAUGAAUAAUAUUAAAGCAGAUAAGAAGAUUAUUAUUGA
Paramecium tetraurelia is the source of this 1227-nucleotide messenger RNA. RefSeq lists its product as uncharacterized. The transcript is spliced from 3 exons. The record is from RefSeq and is a predicted model, not a curated record. NCBI's taxonomy places the organism in Eukaryota, Ciliophora, Oligohymenophorea, Peniculida, Parameciidae.